Molecule: messenger RNA, 4260 nt
Organism: Megalops cyprinoides (Indo-Pacific tarpon)
Lineage: Eukaryota; Metazoa; Chordata; Actinopteri; Elopiformes; Megalopidae
Product: WD repeat-containing protein on Y chromosome
Exons: 29
Coding region: 1-4260 (1419 amino acids)
Molecular function (GO): calcium ion binding; protein binding
Source: RefSeq, a predicted model, not a curated record
AUGGCACAGGCCAUAGCACUGCAGAGGCAGCUCCUGUCUGAAGCCUCCCUCCUGGAGUUAGAAGACUUCCCAAAGAGGCAGGGUGCUCUGCAGAGAAAAGCCAAGCAGUGCAAUGAGACCACGUCCCCCAAACCGCCCCCCGCCCCCGGUGCACAGGGCCGGCCGCAGAGACCCAGGAAAAUGCUGAAGAGGAAUUUUAACCAGCAACAGCAUGUUCGUCUCGAGGAGGAACUGCAGUUGGACCAUCUACUACUUCUGAGAGAAGCCUUCGCCAAUCACAUGCCUGUAGAUGUUGGGUCCCAGCAGAGAGUAGGGGGCAGUGAGCUGGCCUGUGGUCGUCAGCCAGGGAGGGGAUCUAGGAGGCAGGCAGGCAGCAUGAGUCUGGAGGAGUUCCAGGCUGCCCUGAGUGCCAUGCUGGGUUCUGAGUGUUGGAAAAGUCAGACAGAGUUGCUCUUUAACAAGAUGGACACAUCCUGUGACGGAUAUGUGGACUGGGACGAGUUCUGCACCUACAUGCUGCUGGAGUACAGGGAGAAAGACCGCACCGUGAAACCCAGGGAUGCCCUCCUGAGCCCUCAGCCUCUGAUCAGACAUUGCCCCUGCAACAAGCAAGAGCCCAACACCCGUGUGCUGGCAGUGCCUUACCCCUCUCCCCUGCGCUUUAUCAGCAUCAGCAAGGAGGGCGUCCUCACCGUCUGGAACAGGAAACUGCAUCCCCUAAAGUCAGAAGAGCUCUCGGGGGAUUCUAGUGAUGGAGGGGGAAACAGAAGAAGGUUCAGACACUGGACUACUGAUGCUGUCUACAUGCCCAACGUCCACAAGAUUGCUGUUGCCACCACCAGCAGGGACAUCCACUUCUUUGAUAUCUCCACAGGCAACCUUUUUGAGGAAUUCUAUUUGUUUGGGAUGAAUAAUGUACCAAAAUCUCUGUGCUACUGGUAUGAUACUAAGUCUCCAGGAUGCCGCUCUUUGCUGCUGUGGGGAGACGAUGAGGGGAGUGUGGGUUUGCUGUGGUUCCUGCAGCCCCACGCAGGACUGUUUGAGACACCCUUCAGUGAUGAAAAUGGCCCUCAGAGAGUUUUCAUGCAGGACAUUAGUGUUCACAGCCGACUGGUCUCCUAUCAGGUCAUCCACAAGAUUCAUCAAGAACCCAUUAACAGGAUUAUCUAUGAGCCCCAUGCAGACCUUAUUAUUACAUCAUCAGGAAGUGCCUCUACCUCGGUGGUCAUUAUGGAUGUUUCCCUCAAGAAGCCAGGCUACAUCUGGAAAAUCAAAAAGGGUGUCAAAUGCUUUGACUUCUGUAAGUCUCUGAACCUGCUGGUGACAGGAGGCAUGGACCCUUCUGUGAGGCUGUGGAACCAGUAUGUGACCAGUCGUCCCGUGGCUGUCCUGCAUGGACAUCACACCACCGUGCUAGAUGUGGCUAUCUAUGAGCCCCUGGGACAGAUUUUCAGCUACUCCAUGGAUGCUGUGCUGAAGAUAUGGGACAUCUCGUCACAACGUUGCCUGAGGACCCUGCUGUUGAAGUUCCCAUGUGUGCAAGCGGGGCAUGCCCUGGAGCACGGAAACUUCCCCUUCCUGCUGCUGUCAGCUGCGCCCCACGUGCUGCUGGUGUCCUGCCGUGACUACCUAGGCCUGCUGCGUCUACAGCAAGGGGACCCGAAGGGGGGACAGCUCCUCACUCACAAUGCACCCCUCUCUAGUGCACUUUACAACCCCCUGCUCAAACAGGUGGUGACAGGGUGUGAUGACUCCUCAUUGGCCGUGUGGGAUGUUGAGACGGGAGAAAAAUACCUGCAGCUGAGUGAUGCUCACGGGCAGGAGGAGAUAACCUGCAUGGCUUUUGACACCUCUCAGCGCUGCCUCAUUACUGGGGCACGCAAUGGCACCAUCAAGGUGUGGAGCCUUCUGAAUGGGCACAAUCUUCACAAACUGGAGGCGGUCGCUGAGGCUGAGGUUACAGGGGUCAUCAGUCUCCAUGACGACAAGCUUCUGGCUGUUGGCUGGAGCCAACAGAUAUCUCAGUAUAACAUCACAAACCCUAAUAAUACCUAUGUGCAGGCCGACUUGUCCUGGAAGUCGGGUCAGCUGCACAAAGAUGAUAUCCUGGCUGUGGAUCAUUGUCCAGCCCAGAGGCUCCUGGCCACAGGCAGUGUUGAUGGAGAGCUCAUCAUCUGGACCCUAGACACCCAAAGACCCCUGCAGUACCUACGAAAAGCCCUAUCUGCCAGGAAGCAGGCUCCAGUGGACAGGCUGCUGUUCCUCCAACGUCGGGCACAGGGGAGCGAGUGGAGGAGCAGGCCCCUCCUCGUCAGCUCAGAGGCGGGUUGGCUAUGCUGGUGGAGCAUUGCAGGGCCCAGGCACAGACACGGACACUUCUAUGCCCCAGAGAAAGGUGAUGAGUCUGUGCUAGGGCUGUCCUCUGACCAGGAGAACAGGAUUCUUGUGUCUGGGGACACAGCAGGCUCCAUCCAGGUGUGGGACAUCUCACACUUUGCAUUGGGAUUAGGUGAUGAGUCUGCCCAAGACUGCCCUCCACUACUGCACAGAUGGAGAGGUCAUGAAAAUACAGUGGUUAGUGUGGAACUGCUGGUUUUCAGUGGGCAGCUCUUCCUCGUCAGCGCCUCUGCAGACCGAAGGGCCUGUCUGUGGACCUGCGAUGGCCACUAUGUGGGCUUCUUUGGGCAGGAGCAGAGGUGGAGUCUCUGUGACCCCACAACCUAUCAGCACCCCAGCACCCCGGGAAGCUGUGAGGAAGAUAAUACCUAUGUGCAGGCCGACUUGUCCUGGAAGUCGGGUCAGCUGCACAAAGAUGAUAUCCUGGCUGUGGAUCAUUGUCCAGCCCAGAGGCUCCUGGCCACAGGCAGUGUUGAUGGAGAGCUCAUCAUCUGGACCCUAGACACCCAAAGACCCCUGCAGUACCUACGAAAAGCCCUAUCUGCCAGUCUGACAACACUGGCCAUUCUACUCACAGCACACGCCCCUGCCUGGCGGAGGACGCUCUGGGUGAGACCGGAGCUGUGGCAGGACUCGCUCGGCCCAGGUCCCACCAUCGCAGACGACACACCUGGGAGGAGGGGUGAGGAAGCAGGCUCCAGUGGACAGGCUGCUGUUCCUCCAACGUCGGGCACAGGGGAGCGAGUGGAGGAGCAGGCCCCUCCUCGUCAGCUCAGAGGCGGGUUGGCUAUGCUGGUGGAGCAUUGCAGGGCCCAGGCACAGACACGGCAGAUGGUGAUGUCUCUGUCUCCUGAUGCAGGACACUUCUAUGCCCCAGAGAAAGGUGAUGAGUCUGUGCUAGGGCUGUCCUCUGACCAGGAGAACAGGAUUCUUGUGUCUGGGGACACAGCAGGCUCCAUCCAGGUGUGGGACAUCUCACACUUUGCAUUGGGAUUAGGUGAUGAGUCUGCCCAAGACUGCCCUCCACUACUGCACAGAUGGAGAGGUCAUGAAAAUACAGUGGUUAGUGUGGAACUGCUGGUUUUCAGUGGGCAGCUCUUCCUCGUCAGCGCCUCUGCAGACCGAAGGGCCUGUCUGUGGACCUGCGAUGGCCACUAUGUGGGCUUCUUUGGGCAGGAGCAGAGGUGGAGUCUCUGUGACCCCACAACCUAUCAGCACCCCAGAAACCCCUGUGGGCAAGAAACAGAGGAGGAGAAAGAGAAGCAAGAGGAGAGGGCGGCUGAUGUAAAGAACCAAUCCCAGGACAGCGAAGGGACAUCUGAUCAAGCCAGAUCAGGUGAGAAGCACAGCUCCCCCUUGCUGACAGACAGACAUGGCCGUGUCCAGAACACUUCCCUCGGCUUCCUUCAUGGCUGCCCGAUUUUCCAGCUCUGCCAAAACAAGCUAUCAGCUGCUCUUCCCCCCAAGCUGGGGUCAGGACAGCUAUUGCCAUUACCACUGGUCCCCAGGGAGCCACAGUGCCCAACCCCAGACCCCUUGGACAGCCCCGCAAAGGCAGAACACACCAAGAUUGCCCUUGGGCUGCAGGUGGAAAAAGAUAUGCAGAGAAAGGCAGCUGCCCGGCAGCAACGCCGCCUGGCAUUUGGCCACAUCGAUGCCAGCAAGAUUUCCCUCACGGCCAGCAUCUGCACGCCCUUUCAGGCUCUGUCAAUGCCGGAGUGCCAGGAAGUGCGGCUGCCCAGUGAUUUACCCAUGAGGCCAUGGAUGACGAGGCAAGGCCUGAAGGUUAGGGAGGCAGACCUGAUGCUCCUGCCUCUGACCAGCAGCAGCCCAAAGGCUAACCAGGGAGGGGACAAGGCCUGA